CACCUCGUCGUCGUCCUCGCCGUCAUCAUCUUGUGCCUGUGGGCGUCCCUAUCGCUCCCUCCUGUGUGGCUCUCUUCUCCUUUCCUCUCUCCUUUGCCUCUGCUCUGUCUCUCCUCAUCCGCCAUCGUUUCCCAUCCUUCUUUCUCCCUCCUCAUGUCUCCCAGUCUGACUUCCUCCACGGAUAGUGGCAGCACAAUCCUUUCGUCGAGGUCAUCUGCCGCCUCGUCGGCUUCCACAAACGGAUGCUGGGCGACUUUGAUGACUGGAGACAUCUACAUGCCAGGUCUGGCCGUCUUUGCGCAUUCGCUGCUGCGAGGACCCCACGCAUCCGCUUAUCCUUUGGUCGUCAUGACUGUCCGCGGCUCCUGCUCAGCCCAAGCCAUUGAGACGGUCCGACAGCUGGGCUGCAAAGUGGUCGAGGUACAGCGCAUGGGCAUCCCCGGCGAGGCCAAACAACUCGCCCAGCAUCGCUUCGCCGAGGUGUGGACGAAGCUGCGAGCCUGGGACCUCGAGGAAUAUGAUCGAGUGGUCUUGGUCGACUCAGAUAUGCUGGUGAGGGCCAACAUGGAUGAGCUCUUCCACGUGGAGUUGCCCAAGAACGGCCCUCAAGGCAAGGAAGGCAUCGCAGCCACCUUUGCUUGUACCUGCAAUCCAGACAAGAUCAAGACUUACCCUGCUACCUGGAUCCCGCAAAAUUGUGCUUUCACGCCUCAGUCGCACCCUUCUUGCCUGACAGCCCCUACGCCCCUCACGGCCGACUCGCCACCGACGUACCACUUGCUCAACUCUGGCCUCGUCGUCCUCUCUCCGUCUUCCUCCGUCCUCAUAGACAUGGCUCACGAGAUUGCCUCCUCUCCAAUCGUACAGACGUAUCGUUUUCCUGAUCAAGACUUUUUGGCUCGAUUCUAUCACGGCUCCUUCCGACCUCUUCCAUACAUCUACAAUGCAUUAAAGAAGCUGCGCCAAGCUCACCCCGACAUGUGGCGGGACGAGGCGGCCAAGAACGUCCAUUACAUUCUUAAGAAGCCCUGGGACACGAGAGACAUUGGCGGGGUCGAUGAGGAGACGCACUCCUGGUGGUGGCAGGCUUGGGAGGCCGCUCAAGCCGACCGAGCAGGAGGGGUUACCGAGGAGAAUUGGGUCAACUGUGUACAGAAGUACGUCACCGCCUUACAGGUGUAGGCCCGCUGGGCAAAUCCUCCCCUCGGCCAGGGGUGCUCCGGUCCUUCCUCUUGCUUUGGUGCUCCGUCUCGCCGACCGUCUCUGACAAUUUCGCAAGCGUCUCACAUGUACUGUACAAUAGUUCUAUGCAUCGCGUCU
Microstroma glucosiphilum is the source of this 1320-nucleotide messenger RNA. RefSeq names its product nucleotide-diphospho-sugar transferase. The transcript is spliced from 3 exons. Gene Ontology annotation, molecular function: glycosyltransferase activity. Bases 154 to 1182 code for a protein of 342 amino acids. Lineage: Eukaryota; Fungi; Basidiomycota; Exobasidiomycetes; Microstromatales; Microstromataceae. The record is from RefSeq and is a predicted model, not a curated record.